AUGUCCGAUUCGGUCGAGUCAGAAUGGUGGAAUUCCAUCUUAGCAUGUCGCACCAUGUCGUUUCUCCCCUGCAAAUCACAAUGUCUCUCUGCCGAUACGGCGGUUGUUUCCUUCCCGGGAAGCGAGCCAGGCCUUCACUCGUGCCACCACAGAUACGCUGGGAACGUUCAGAACAUUGCCAUUGAGCGCCUGGUGAAGUUGAAACAGGAGCUCAGAAUCGUAGAUCAAGAUCUCUUCUGGAGCCGGCUCAUGGAGAGUGUCACCUCAAUCUGCAAUGCUCAGUAUGGUUUCGUGGCUCGCAAGGUUGGAGAACAUGAUCUUGUCAACGAGAGGGUCGACCACAAGCCCUGUUUGUUUGGCACCGUCUUCUACUAUAACGAUGGCCAUCAGACAGUCGGUAUGCAUAGAGAUUGGCUUUUUGCUGGUGGGAAUCCUCUGUCGCAUAUGGACCACGACAAACCAUGCCUGGUUCCCGAAAAUUUGGAAUCUCUAGUCUCCUUCAGCCAGGACAAACUCCCCUUCGCCGCCGACGGAUACUUGGCUGUUCCACUCUUCUCGGACACCAAAUGCAUUGCUUAUCUCGGUCUAAUGUGGUCCAAGACUGGCCUACAAAAGCGAAAUCUUUCAUGGUCAUUCUUGGAAAUGAUUCUGUAUUCUUUGGAGGAUCUGGUUGUCCGGCAGAUCCAGAAAGAAGUGGAUGGCACACGAAAGGAUGAUCCGCCUAAACGAGAAAGGAGAAGCAUCUCUGUGAGCCAGAAGACAGUCGAUGAGUUAUCUGGCAGCGUCACCAAUGGCUCAACCGACUUUAUCGUCCAACCGCUCAAACCGUACGCUCGAAGCCUGUCCCAUGAACUUCGAACGCCGAUGCAGGGCGUGGUGGGAAUGCUGGACGUCAUGCACGCUACUGUGCGUGAGGCCAUUCAGGAUAAGCCAUCCCCGAGGAAUGGAUUCGUCUUCCAGUCUCUCAAAGAAAGCAUCGAAAUGGUGCAAGACAGCGCAAGACGUGCAGUGGAAGCGGCAGAUAACGUCGUUCAUGCCUACGACCUAAACAUGCAGGUCCCCAAAACCCCCCAGCGUGAGCUGGAAACCAACCCAUUCAAUGCGGCAGUCCCGUCUCCAACGGAAAGUCGGCCAGACAUCUUCAUUGAGGGUAGCAAUAUCACAGUGAACCCUUACAAAAGGCGUCGAAGCAACCCAGCAGAGAGGAGUGGCGACUCCACUCCCCGACCAAAGAUUCCGCGGCUAUCCUCGGAUAAAGAGUUGUCGCCUCGCAGUGAAGAUGUCAAGAACGCCGUUCAUGAAAGCGAAAAGAUUGUUCAGGCAGAUCCUGCUCAACAUAUCGAAGCCGUAAUGGCCAACAUGGUCGACCCGCGUCCAUCAAUAGCUGUUAGAAGGUCAGCGCCGAAUCUUUUGUUGGAGGGCAUUAACCUCAACCAGAGAAGCUCUGCAUUAAGAGUUACCAAGCUCCGAGACUUACUUCGGCUGGUUAUUAACGAAUCGCUCCAUGUCGGCGGCCGGCCCGACUUCACAUUGAGCGAAGCCACGGAGCUGGGCGAGAAGAUCGAGGUUCGGUCGCGAUCCUCGAACGGCGAGAUUUGCUUCAAAACCAUCGUAUGGAGUGUUGAUCAGGCUCUGCCGGAAACUUUGCUCGUGGACGACAAGGAUUUGGCAAAGCUGAUCUCCUGUGUUUUUCUAAAUGCAGUCAAAUUUACAAACACUGGCAUGAUCACUGUCGGUGCGAAAGUCGGUCGCGAGGCGAACAACGUGUUCAUUACUGUCCGGGACACUGGACCAGGCAUCCCUGAAGCAUUUUUGCCGAAGCUUUUUACACCCUUUGCUCGAGAAGAUGCGUCAAUCACCCGGAGCAAGGACGGCCUUGGCUUAGGACUUUUGGUCGCCAAGGGCCUUGCCAGAAAGAUGGGAGGUGAUUUGGUCUGUGUCAGCUCGUCCACUUCGGGCCCCAGUCGUGGUUCAGAAUUCGAAAUCAGGAUUCCUGUCACACAAUCAGAGUCUAGUGGUGGGCUAAUGGCUUGCCCAGCCAGCAGUCUAACGCCGCCUUACUGUGUGGACCCCUCGAGGUCGAGCAGCACAAGUACAACGAGUAACUCCAGCGGUGAGCAAUGCAUGCUCUCGCCUUCCAUACACUUGCCAAGUCAGCCGCUCCAGCAGCCAUCGCUGAAUUUAAGCGAAGAAUCGUCAUCUCAAGCAUCCAACACCGGUCGUACUGUGAACAACGCGAGAUUCAUCCGACCUCUAAUCAAUGGAGAUACGUAUGAUAAGAAACUUGGACAAAAGCAUCCUCUCACCUUCCUAGUUGCUGAAGACAACAUGAUCAACCGGCGGGUUCUGGUGAACAUGUUGAAAAGACUCGGUUACAACGAUAUCUAUGAAGCGUGCAACGGCAGGGAAGCUGUGCGGGUCAUGGAGGAUAUUCUGGCGUCGCAGGAUUUUGGCAGUCAGCCGGAUGAUCUGGUUCCUGAUGAGCAGGGCCGACGUAAGAAAUUGAAGCCGGUCGAUGUUGUUCUGAUGGAUCUUUGGAUGCCAGAAAUGGAUGGAUAUGAGGCGACAUCGAAGAUACUUAAAUUGAUGGCGCAGCAUCAUAGCCAGUCCCUUCGCAGUUCCAGCUGUGGUUCAACAGAUGAUGCAUCUAUAAUCUCCCCCUUGCCGGCUCCUACUGUUCUUGCCGUUAGCGCGGAUGUGACCGAUGAGUCUCUCACGCGUGCCUCAAAAGCCGGAAUCAAAGGUUACAUGACCAAACCCUAUAAACUGUCUGAUCUGGAACGACUGAUCACCGAAUUUCGCGGUGGCCUUAAGAGUCCAGUGACGACGGAAUGA
This is a messenger RNA of Aspergillus clavatus NRRL 1, 2835 nucleotides long. RefSeq names its product putative sensor histidine kinase/response regulator. Lineage: Eukaryota; Fungi; Ascomycota; Eurotiomycetes; Eurotiales; Aspergillaceae. The transcript is spliced from 2 exons. Gene Ontology annotation, biological process: protein autophosphorylation; phosphorelay signal transduction system. The coding region runs from base 1 to 2835 and encodes 944 amino acids. The record is from RefSeq and is a predicted model, not a curated record. Gene Ontology annotation, molecular function: histidine phosphotransfer kinase activity; phosphorelay sensor kinase activity.